CAUUAAUUUAUAAAUCAAGUUUUUAGAAUCAGCUUAGAAUCGAGGUUAUAAAUUCCGUUUCCAGGUCAUUAUAACAGCGCCCCAUAAAAAAAGAAAUGAUUUGUAUUACAAGUCGUAAUUAGUUUUCACAUUAUUUGUAGCACUUAGCUCGAAUUAUAUUGCAUGUCCAUAUCUAGUUGUCUUUUCUUUGUACUGAGAUGAACGUUUCUGUGUAUAAAUGUUCCGUCCACUUAAGAAAUAAAAGACUUGAUGUCACAAAUUGAUUGUCUUGUGAGAUAGUACAUAAGGGAAGUAAAACAGCACAAAUAGAUUUGAAUAACUGAUCACUCAGCGAUGUGAGUAAACUGUUCUUAAAUUAAGAAUAAAACUAUAUCUUUAAUUCAAGUUUACGAAGGAGACUUAGUUCAAGAGAUCUGCAUAUUUUAAUACUUUUAUUUUACAGCCACGAUGUAUAAUGAAACCAAUGUUUACAAAAACAUUACAAGCGAUGAAAGAAGAGAAUAUUUGUCAGUGUUACAGCAAGAGUCAACCAUUGCCUUUAUACCAACGUUUGUGUAUUUAGGACUCUUGGCCAUUGUUGGUAUUCCAGGCAAUAGUUUGGUAAUCAUUGUUUAUCUGACCAAGAUGACAAUGAAACCUUUAAAUAUUUUUAUAAUAAGCAUGGCUGUCAUUGACCUAAUUACUUGUUUAGUGAUUUUACCAGGAAUUCUAUAUUUCCUACUUCAUAUGUGGGAUUUCAAUGAUCCACCAGCGUGUCAGUUUUUCUUUGCCUUAAUUACUCUACUGGUGAUGUCGUCGGCUCUUAUGUUGGUCUCAAUAGCAAUUAUCAGGUACAUGAAGAUGUGCCACCCUUUUAGAAAACAAGUGACCUUGAGGCAAACUAAAUUGAUUUGUUCUUUAAAUGUCCUCAUGGCGACAGUGUUCUCAAUACCCCACGGAAUUCUGCAAGGAAAACGCAGCCGAAAGACACAAAAUCCAAACAUUGUUGGUUAUUCUUGUAAAGUGGACGACAGCUACAGUGGAACCAUUUGGUCGACUUUAAACUCUGCUUUUUUAUUUCUUUUUUUUUUGGUAUUAAGCUUCAUAGUCACAUUUUGCUAUGUACGUAUCGGGUGUGUCAUUCGAAGACAUGGAAAGAAUGUCAAUCAAAUUAAUGAUUUAUCAGCUGCAGCCAAAAUUUCUAAAAAUGCAGAAAAGCAACACAAAAAUGUGAAAGUUACAGACUUGAAAGGUAGAAUGCAUAAACAAAUUUGCUCAACAUUUGGGAUUGAGAAUGAAUCUGAAAGUGUGGUUAAACCUGUAACAAUUUCAGACCUCAUUGACAUAAAUACCGAAACAAUAAGUAACAAUUGUAUUAAUACGAAUUUUGAAAAUUCCAUUUCCACUGACAGACCUGAUAGAGAAGAUAUCUCAGAUAACAUCGCCCUAGAUGACUUCAUAAUCGAACAGAGAUUUAGCCCAAGUUAUGCCAAACACGUUCCCGCCCUUAAUAAACACAGAAAGCAGUUAAACAGAACACAUCUCAUGAUGUUGACAGUGACACUUGUGUUUUUUCUGGGAUUUCUUCCUUUUCUUGGUUUAAAUGUUCUUCUUGCUGUAUCUCCAGAGACAGUGGCCUCAUUCAAAGGAUGGUCCUUGGCAAUGUAUCAGUUGUUUUUAGAGUCCUAUCUUGUAAACUGUGCUGCUAAUCCAAUCAUUUACGGUUUGAUGGCUAAGAAGUUUAAAGAUAUUUGUAUUCAAAUGUUUAAAAUCAAACUUUGAGUGCACACUCACACACACACAUACAUAUAAAAAUGUGUUAACAUAGACCUACUUACACUAAGGUUCUUCCACGCCUUUUGACUCACAUAGCGGCGACUCUCUUAUGUCGCCUAUAUUUUGUUCAUGUUUAGCUCCCUUUAUUCUGAGAUAUCAAUGUGAUAUAAAUUAAUAGCAAGAAAUCUCACAUUGAUCAAGCCAAAUAUGUUGUUCCCUGUCUAUAAAUGCGUUCAAUAAUGUUUUAUUCCUCAUUGUUAAAGAUUUUUAAAUUACGAAUGUUUGAGUGAUAAGAAUUGUUAUGAAUUUACUAAUAAAAACAUUUUAAUGGUAAACAAAUCUUUGU
Molecule: messenger RNA, 2101 nt
Organism: Biomphalaria glabrata
Lineage: Eukaryota; Metazoa; Mollusca; Gastropoda; Planorbidae
Product: D(3) dopamine receptor-like
Exons: 4
Coding region: 448-1761 (437 amino acids)
Biological process (GO): G protein-coupled receptor signaling pathway
Cellular component (GO): membrane
Molecular function (GO): G protein-coupled receptor activity
Source: RefSeq, a predicted model, not a curated record